AUGGCGGGACCGUCGAAUCUUCACCUUGACCCUGCGCUGCAGAAGUACUACGACACACACAAGAACCGCUACAAGUAUUUUAGAUGGACGCCGCGCACUGCCUGGCUCUCACUCUGCUACAUGGCUGUCAUCCCUGGCAUCGUCGGCUACAUCUCCUACAAGACAGAUGUGGGUGCUACAUUUCUACCAUAUUCAUACCCAGUUACAGCAUGGCGCUAA
Molecule: messenger RNA, 219 nt
Organism: Nannizzia gypsea CBS 118893
Lineage: Eukaryota; Fungi; Ascomycota; Eurotiomycetes; Onygenales; Arthrodermataceae
Exons: 3
Coding region: 1-219 (72 amino acids)
Cellular component (GO): mitochondrion
Source: RefSeq, a predicted model, not a curated record